AUGGAACCACCGCUCAAGCGACCACGCGCUGAUGGCAUCGAUGGCCACCAACUGAACAAUGCGUCAGAUGCAAACGCGACUCCAACAGCCCUGUCAUCUACGACAAACCCAACCGUAUUGGCCACUGACAUCUCAAACAUGAUAUUUGCGCUCGACAAAGCGACAAUAGACAACGGAGAUGACAUAGAAUUCGGCCGCGACCUUCUCACCAAGGUUGCCGUCAAGGACCCCGUAAUCGCAGCCACAAUCCAAGAAGCCUACGACACCCACCUCAAAGAAGAGAAGAACCGGGUCAAAGAGUUCCAAGACGAUAUUGAUCAGCUUCGCAACUCUGUUCCUCCAACGGACGAGACCACGCCACCCGAAGACAGGUACCUAGGUAUACCUAUGAAAUCUUCCAAAAUCCAAUCGGCGUUUUACACCAGUGUAACUAAGAUCUGCGAUCGGACAUACGAAUACUCGUCGCUCGGCACCAAGAAGAAUGCAUUAGAUGCGCUGAGGAAGCUGCAUGUCUUGCUAACUCAGAUCCCGGACAAAAGAUUACAAGCCGCAGUUGUCGAUCGUAUUAACAUCGAUUACGACAAGAACGUGAUGCGCGCACUCGUAGAUCGCGACCGUAUCUACAUCGAAGAUGGCAGAGCUGUCCCCGGCAUGAAAAACAUCGUAAUCUCCUUGACCCCGGCACAGCGCGAAGAGGUGUGUUAUAUGCCAGUGGAUGGAGAGACAGUUAGACAGGAUGAGUCUGGACGUACCAUAGGGACGUUUCGAGCGAAGUUCAGCGAUAUGAACAGAGAUCUAACCAAGACGGGAUUUCGUGUCUGCUUCGGUCCUGUCAUAUCGUCCUUGUCGGUAAGGCCGGAGGACCCCGAGGACGAGGGUGAUUGCGAUUGCUAG
Molecule: messenger RNA, 894 nt
Organism: Alternaria ventricosa
Lineage: Eukaryota; Fungi; Ascomycota; Dothideomycetes; Pleosporales; Pleosporaceae
Exons: 1
Coding region: 1-894 (297 amino acids)
Source: RefSeq, a predicted model, not a curated record